ACGCGCCUGAGGCCACGGUCCUAGGUUCAGGAGCCGCGGCGAAGCCUGAGCCCUCAGGCCCGGGAUGCGGGUCGUCUAGGGUGCGGGUCGUCUGGGGUGCAGGCUGGGAAGGGGAGGGUGUGCACGGCGGGUCCCCCCAGUCUCCGCCAGGGCGCAGGCGCAGGCGAGCGGGGUGCGGUCGCGGCGGGGCGGGCACGGCCGGGCGGGGAGCGCAGCGGCGGCGGCGGGCGCGGGAAGAUGGCGGCAGCGGCGGCGGCGGCGGCGGCCGAGCAGCAAAGUUCCAAUGGUCCUGUAAAGAAGUCCAUGCGUGAGAAGGCUGUUGAGAGAAGGAAUGUCAAUAAGGAGCACAAUAGUAACUUUAAAGCUGGAUACAUUCCGAUUGAUGAAGAUCGUCUCCACAAAACAGGGUUGAGAGGACGAAAGGGCAAUUUAGCCAUCUGUGUGAUUAUCCUCCUGUUUAUCCUGGCUGUCAUCAAUUUAAUUAUAACACUUGUUAUUUGGGCUGUGAUUCGCAUUGGACCAAAUGGCUGUGAUAGCAUGGAGUUCCAUGAAAGUGGCCUGCUUCGAUUUAAGCAAGUAUCUGACAUGGGAGUUAUCCAUCCUCUUUAUAAAAGCACAGUAGGAGGAAGGCGAAAUGAAAAUUUGGUCAUCACUGGCAACAACCAGCCUAUUGUUUUUCAGCAAGGGACAACAAAGCUCAGUGUAGAAAACAACAAAACUUCUAUUACAAGUGACAUCGGCAUGCAGUUUUUCGACCCAAGGACUCAAAAUAUCUUAUUCAGCACAGACUAUGAAACUCAUGAGUUUCAUUUGCCAAGCGGAGUGAAAAGUUUGAAUGUUCAAAAAGCAUCUACUGAAAGGAUCACCAGCAAUGCUACCAGUGAUUUAAAUAUAAAAGUUGAUGGGCGUGCUAUUGUGCGUGGAAAUGAAGGUGUAUUCAUUAUGGGCAAAACUAUUGAAUUUCACAUGGGUGGUAACAUGGAGUUAAAGGCUGAAAACAGUAUCAUCCUAAAUGGAUCUGUGAUGGUCAGCACUACCCGCCUACCCAGUUCCUCCAGUGGAGACCAGUUGGGUAGUGGUGACUGGGUGCGCUACAAGCUCUGCAUGUGUGCCGACGGGACACUCUUCAAGGUGCAAGUAACCAGCCAGAACAUGGGCUGCCAAAUCUCAGACAACCCCUGUGGAAAUACUCAUUAGAAGAACCCAGAGGUCAUCAACAUGUUUAUAUCUUGACUUGACUGUUUUAUGCAUGCAAAUCAUUGUUUUUACAGAGUAUGUGAUAACUCAUAAUUAUUUUAACGACAGAGCACUACUGUAUCUGCUAUACGGUCUACAUCGUUAAAAUCUCUGAGAGCCGACAUUCUAAUACAUUUUAUUAAGUUGCACUAAUUUUCAUAUUUACUGUUCUCUAAAAUAAUUAUGAGAAGUGAAUAUAAUCAAAAUUAAUGUUUAAAGAAGUGUUUUUAAAAUUCCACUAACCCUUUUCUAAUGGACAAAGGGCUGAAGCAGCUGUUUAGACUCACUGUAAGUAAACUUUGUUAACUCUAAUAGGGAUAGACCCACGUGAGGUAUUGGAUAUUUUAUGCUCUGCCUUUUGGCUUCUGAAAGCAAAGAUGCAGAUUUCUAGUGCAUUAAGCUUGAGCCAUAUUCUCACAUGCAAGUGAAGUCAUUGAAGAACUUUACAUAUGCAAGAUAGAAACAGGGGUCCCUUAAUUUUGCUCUAGGAAGAAAAUAUUUCGUAAUAGAAUGUUUAUUUUAAAUAAUGAUAAACGUCAAGUGUUCACAAUGUGGUAGAAAUUAAAAUACCAUCUCAGCUUUAACUCUUAAAUAAUAAUGAUAGCCAUCUUUACUGGGCAUAUUCUACAUCCUAGGCAUCGCAUGUUUAAUAUCCCUAAUUCUCACCCCAACCCUGCAAGUAGCGGGUAUUAUCCAAGCUUUACCUAUUAAGAAACUGAAGAUCAGAGAAGUUAAGAAACUUGCCCAACAUCACAUAGUGAGUAGCAGAGUUGGGACUGGAAUUCAGGCGUGAUUCAAACCUGGAUGUGCUUGAUUCCAAAUGCCAUGCUGUUUUCACUGUCUGCACUGACUUUUUAAUUAUUUGAAACUCCAGAAAGAUGAAUGAAGAUUAAUUUAAACUUACCCAAGAAAAUGAGACUCAUACAAAACAGAUGUUUACUCUACUUAAAAAGAAAGUAAGUCUCAUGUCAGACCCAAAAAGGAUCAAUCACUGUCAGAUUUUAAACUAUGUUGAGCCAAUUCCAAAAUAUACCAUGGAGAGGUCAAAUUUACCUACUUGUGAGUUACCUCAGUUUCCCAACCAACGGGCCUUGGCACACUGGAGUAACAAUGCUUGACAGAGUUGCCAUGAUAUUUAUACCCUCAGCCCUCAGGGCGACACAGUGGAAAGUGGGGAGGCCGUAGACCCAAGCAAGUCCUACGGGCCAGGCAUGGCCCGGUUAAGUAUACAAUGCCUUGAAAAUAAGUCCGGAAGCACUGGACUAAAGAGUGCAAAUGCAGGAAAAAAUACACAUAAUUUUUAGGUAAGGAAAGUAAUUUAUCUCUGCUCCUAAUAUUACUAUCCCACUAUAAUUAUUGAUAACCCUCAAACCAGUUGAUUUUUUAAUAUAUUUGAUUGGAAAAGAACUCUCUGGUAUUAUUAAGACUUACACAGAAUCAGGGGCAGGGCCCUCAAAGGAGUUUGCUGUCCAAUAGACAGUAGAGAUGAGGCAUCGGCCCAUCCCUGCAUUCAAGUGUAACAGCAUUCUGUUAGGGUCACUUUGAAUUGUGUACAUAAGAAAACCAAUACAAAAAACAAUUAGUACUCAAUAUUGUAACAUUUCUCUCUGGUAGAAAAAUCAAAUACCUUAGAGAUAUGAAGUCAUUAAAUUAUACUGAAAUUGGAUUGACUUACUACCUAACACUGAGCACAGUUUUUAACUGAGAUUUAUAACCUCUGAGUGGUGUUGCAGUGAUAUUUGAACUCAUUUGAAUAUAUUCAAUGUCAUUUAAUAUCAGAAUUAUAGUCAGAAAAACAAUUGCCAGAAUUUUCUUUCAGAUGCUCAGUAAAUUAAAUUGCAUAUUCAUUACUUGUCUGCUCUAUUUAGAUUUGCUUUAAAAGUUUAAGUAAAUAUUUUUACAAAAACCAGAAACACUAUAUUACAAAGUAUUAUUUAUUAAAUGGAGUUCAUGAAAUAAUCUAUUUUUACUCUUUUUUGAGAAAUACUUGUGUUUUCGAUACAUCCGCAUUAAGUGCUUUUGACACGAGAGGCUAUUCUGAUGUUUUUCUAGAACUGAUUGUUAUCAGGAAUAGUAUUUUAGGAUACUUUACAGGUAGUCCUGGCUUUUUCCCUGAAACGUAGACUUGGAAAAUCUACUGGAAAGCAGAACAGGAACAAAUUCUUUAUUUUACUUAUGGCUUGUUUUUAUUCACAGUAAAGCUUCAACAACUCUUCAUCUCCACCAGAUGGUAUUUUUCUAUAAACUGAAAUGCUGACUUUGCCCCUUCCUGCUGUACACUCAUCCCUGCACUGAGCACAGAGAUGACAAGCAAUAGCCACGGGAGAGGUGGGAGACAAAGAUAGGACCCCAGGAGGGGGCGCAGGUACACGCUAGUUUCAAUUACCACAGUAUUCUAGAGGCAGGCUGCAAUGACAAGGGGGCAAAUGAAAUCAAUGCCAGAUUUCUUACAGACUAAUGGGCAGACAGGAAAAAUGUAAAACAACACAAAACAGGGACUGCCUAUAGUAUUUUAAAAUAUACUUAUUUGUGUUUUUUUGCAUUGUAAAAAAAAACAAAAUAAAUUUUGUGUGAUAGUUUUGAUGAUGAAAGGUAGAAGAUCUACCUAGUUUUGAAUGCGUGCUUUUUUUAAGGGAAUGAGAAUGUCAUGGUGCUAAACUUGACAAAGAAGAGACCAUUGAAAUGCUGAAAAUGUUAGCAGUAUUCUUAAAAGUAUUGAGGGGGCAAAGAUGACCAAUUAUGCCAUACAAAAAUAAGCCUAUAAAUGUGUUUCAGGUUGCUAACUUGAGUUUCAGUUAAUUCAGUUUGUAAUAACUAGUAAUGAACUUCUGUUUACAAUAAAAAUUCUGUAAAU
This is a messenger RNA of Callithrix jacchus (white-tufted-ear marmoset), 4090 nucleotides long. RefSeq names its product sarcoglycan beta (gene SGCB). Gene Ontology annotation, biological process: muscle organ development. The record is from RefSeq and is a predicted model, not a curated record. NCBI's taxonomy places the organism in Eukaryota, Metazoa, Chordata, Mammalia, Primates, Cebidae. Gene Ontology annotation, cellular component: sarcolemma; sarcoglycan complex.